Cavia porcellus (domestic guinea pig) is the source of this 1578-nucleotide messenger RNA. RefSeq names its product M-phase phosphoprotein 6 (gene Mphosph6). Gene Ontology annotation, biological process: maturation of 5.8S rRNA. Lineage: Eukaryota; Metazoa; Chordata; Mammalia; Rodentia; Caviidae. The record is from RefSeq and is a predicted model, not a curated record. The transcript has 6 exons. Bases 237 to 668 code for a protein of 143 amino acids.
CAGCGGUGCGCAUGCGCAGUAGGUCUUGUGGUGGCCGGAACGCUGUCGUGGUCUGGAACCAGCAUGGCGGCCGAGCGGAAGACCAAGUUGUCCAAGAACUUGCUACGCAUGAAGGACUCAUGAACUCCGCUGACAUCAGCAGCUGUUAAGGAGUCAAAGUUGAUCCUGAUGGGAAGUAGAAAACAGGAUGUAGAUGGAAAGUUUACCAGUGGGACAGAUUGGCUGUAGAAAAGUUCAUGCAAAGAGGACUGGACUCAGAAACCAAGAAACAACUAGAAGAGGAAGAAAAGAAGAUCAUUAGUGAAGAACAUUGGUAUUUGGAUUUGCCCGAGCUUAAAGAGAAAGAGAGUUUCAUAAUAGAAGAGCAAAGCUUCUUGUUAUGUGAAGAUCUUCUCUAUGGAAGAAUGUCAUUCAGAGGAUUCAAUCCUGAAGUUGAGAAAUUAAUGCUUCAGAUGAAUGCGAAGAACAAAGCCGAGGAGGAAGAGGAAGACGAAACCGUGGAAGUUGAUGUGUCAGAUGAAGAAAUGGCUAGAAGAUACGAAACCUUGGUGGGGACAAUUGGAAAAAAGUUUGCCAAGAAGAGAGACCGUGCCAAUUAUGAGGAAGAUGAAAAUGGAAACAUGAAGCCUAUUAAAAUGAAGAAGAUGUUCUUAAAGCCCCAGGAUUAGAGUGAGCACCUUCAAAUACGGCUCCGGAGCCGUGAGAGGAGCGUGGUUUGGAGUCCCUCCUGAUGGUGCCUCUCUCGUUGCUAAUAAGUCACGUUGUUUGUAAAGAAAUGUACGGUUUGGGAAACAUGCUGUUUUUGAAACAGAUGUGUGGUAGAUGUUAUACAUCCUUUUCCUAGUGGCAUUUGUCAAGAGUAUAAUGCCAGCCCUUGACCUCAGUGACGGGGGGCCAGGGGCUGCUUACUAAAGAUUUGUGUUAAUGCGUACUUCUCCAGUCACUGACCUUCAGCUGGCUCCUAAAAUCAAUGCUAAUGUUGUGGUUGCCCUCAUGUUUAUAUUUUGCUUUAAUCGUGUCAGCCCAAUCCAUGCAUUCAUUUUGGAAUCAAUGCCAUGAGAAUUUAUUGUACGUUAACUGAUCAACAACAGACAUAACCUCUAGCCUGAAGCAUUUGUAUGCUGCCAGUUCACUGUCUGUGUUGGGUGGUGUUUUGUUGUUUAAGGCAUUUAAUUAAAGUUCUGUAAUAAACAUCUGUUUUCACGUUCUUUUUCUAUUAUGCUUUCAAGUAAUAAUUUUAGUUCAUUAAUACAAAUUCUACUCAAAUACUAAUUUCCUGAAACUACCCAUUAAAUUUAGAACAUAGUCUAUAGAAUAUAGAUAUACAUAUGUAGAAUACAAAAGUUAGAAUUAAGUUGAACCGUAAAAAAUUAGUGUCAAAAAGUUACCAGUUUCCACGCUGCAGCCUGAUAGAAUUUGCGCUGAGCAGAGCAUCUUCCACAUGAACCCUGUUAUAAAUAAAUCCAGCAGCCUCCAGGGUUGUGUCUGUCUGUCUGAAGAUGUGUACUGAGAACUUCUGAGAAUUAAUGAUUUUAUUUAAUUCUGUUCCCGGCAAAUAAAUGAAGUAGAUGCCUCCUC